AUGGUUCUUUCUUAUAGAGUCUAUCAAAAGCCCAAAUUAAGUGAUUUAAAGAGACUGGAAAAUUCAUUGUUAAAGCCAGAAUUAAAUGUUUAUAUUGAUCCACUAGAAUUAAAACCUUGGGAAAUUAAAACUACAACAAAUGUUACCACCACGGAAAAAUUAAUCGAUCAGUUGUUAUUUCAAUGUAACAGUAAUGAUCCAUGUAUCCGGUGUCAUUCAAAUGAAAUGCCAAAAAAGGGAAGCAGGAAAACAAAAGAAUUGAUGAAACAGAAGAAGCUAGACUAUGAAACUGAUCCAAAUGGUACAUAUUUGAAAGAGCUUAUGUAUGAGGGACACAAUUUGCUAUUGUUGCCGGGCGUAACACCAGCAGAUUUUGGAAGAAAUGUAUUAUCUGAAUUAUUCAGUGAUGAUGAAUUGGCUACACAUACAAUGCCAUCAUUACAUCGUCGUAAACGUCGACCAAGUGAUCCACCUUCACUUGAUGCCGAUAAAAUCGACAUCUUAAAAAGUAAGCUAUGUUUUUUAACGCAAAUUUAUUGCUCUUGCCAAUGAGUAGGCGGAAGAACAUCGUAGCACAGUAAACAUUUCCAUAGAGCAUAUUAAGAAAAAAAGAACUCUUUGAACUAAAUGAAGACAUUUUUGAUAGCAGAGCGUUACGGUCAUUCUGAGUUUAACUUUAGACGACAUAGUCUUUGCUCUAUCUAAAUAUGGUUAGGUUGAAGUUCUACAGUUACAAUGGUCCUAUAAAAAUGUUCGUUUUAUUGUUUUGCAGGUUUUUUGGCUGCAGUUUUAGAAAACCACGUACAGUAGGAAUUUGCUGCUUUUCGAAUUCCAUGUCUUUCUUCAAGUUUUGUUAUGUGUUACAAUGCACUAUACUGAAUGCAGAGGCUUUUAACGGCGGCGGUACUUCUCUGUAACCUUUAACAGUUGUUCUUACCAAAAUUAUGGUGUAACGAAGAAUGUUUUGCAAAAAAUCCGAAGACUUAGCCGAUUUCAUGAAACAUACAGGUUGUAUUCUAUUGAGAAAUUGUUUAGAUGCUUAAUGCAUAUGUGCUUUUUGCUUUUUCUCGUCGACAAUGGUAGAUAUGAGAGUUUUUUUUCCGCACAAUUAGCAAAUUCAGUCCGUUUCCUCAUAACACUCACAUUUUAUUACGUGACGAGUGCCAGAAUCAGGCGUUUUCGCAUUUUUUUGCUCAAAAUAAUCCGACAAGCUUUUAUCGGUUUAAAACAGUGCUUACACACAAGCCUUCACAAAAACUAGACUAAAGAGCAAGCACCUGGUGCUGGACAAUGCCUCAACGAUGUUUGUGUCUGCCGCCAUAUAAACAACUAUAUACAGAUAGAGCGAAGACUUUCCUAUCUAAAAUUUAAAUCGACAAAAUCGAAUAGAUUUUGCGCCGAAAUGUUUUUUUUGUCUAACUGGACCCAUAUGAAGUCGAAAUAGAUUUGGCUGGAGUUUUCUUGCAGACGAGUUGAAGAAAAAUCUUUUUUGCAAGUUACUUAUUAGCAUAAGGACAUGACUAAUUCGAAAAUAUCUCUUCUCAGGUCUUUUCCGUU
Messenger RNA from Didymodactylos carnosus, 1557 nucleotides. Lineage: Eukaryota; Metazoa; Rotifera; Eurotatoria; Philodinida; Philodinidae. The record is from the annotation of a GenBank genome assembly.